UAUAACGGUGGUCAUGAAGACAUUUUAGAGAAAUAGUUUACGCGUACAUUUAUGAAGGAUGGUUGAGCUCAUGUUUGUAAUUUUUAUUAUGGUUGCUACCUGUAAUGCAACAAAAAAGGCAUGCCAAAGUUCUGAAGAUAUUUUUGUAAAGAUGAAAGAUAAUGGUGAUGCUCUGUCACAAAAAGAUUUCAUUUCAAGUCAUGUCGUUUACGAUGUGGUUGAAUGCUCAUUUAAAUGUCUUAAACAGCAGCAAUGUGUUGGCUUAAACUUUCUUGAAACUGCAAAAGAACAUGAGAUAAACUGCCAAAUUAGCAACACAACAAUAAAGGACAACUCUAAAAUUAUGGCUUCCAGUGGAAAAUGGACUUUUUAUCAAACAAUUUAUUCUCGUUUGGCGGUCAACAUAUUGAAGAGUUCGAGGAUGUUACAAGUCAAAAAUUGGCUGCCUUCAAACUUGAAAGACAAUAACACGGUGCACUGUUACCAAGCAACAGUAAAUGGAUGGAAAGCAAGCACAUUUCACAGUCUCUGUGACAAUAAAGGACCAACGUUGGUUUUUGUUAAAGUGGGAAGUUAUGUGUUUGGUGGAUUUGCAUCAGAAUCUUGGGGAGGUAAGUUACAGUAACA
Messenger RNA from Xenia sp. Carnegie-2017, 627 nucleotides. RefSeq lists its product as uncharacterized. The transcript is spliced from 3 exons. Bases 59 to 625 code for a protein of 188 amino acids. The record is from RefSeq and is a predicted model, not a curated record. Lineage: Eukaryota; Metazoa; Cnidaria; Anthozoa; Malacalcyonacea; Xeniidae.